AUGUGCCACAGUGGUCGGGUGGCGAUGUGCCACACUGGUGUGGGUGGCGAUGCGCCACAUUGGUGUUGGUGGCGAUGUGCCAAAGUGGAGGACGGGCAAAAGUGCCAAAACUCACAGGUAGGAUAA
This is a messenger RNA of Anisakis simplex (herring worm), 126 nucleotides long. Lineage: Eukaryota; Metazoa; Nematoda; Chromadorea; Rhabditida; Anisakidae. The record is from the annotation of a GenBank genome assembly.